Molecule: messenger RNA, 824 nt
Organism: Cuscuta epithymum
Lineage: Eukaryota; Viridiplantae; Streptophyta; Magnoliopsida; Solanales; Convolvulaceae
Source: the annotation of a GenBank genome assembly
AUACUACUUCGUUUAUACCUUUGCCGUCUAUCAUGGUAUCAGAGCCGGUUAAGACCCAUCUGUGAAGGAAGAUUUCAGCCGCACUGUCAUUCUUGGUAAUGGCAGUAGGAGACGGCGGAGAUCAUUUUUCAGCAUCGUCAUUGUUCCUGGGGCCGCCGGACAGACCGGGUGAAGACCAACCGGAAAUCAUGAAAUUUCCGGUGCAAACUGAGGGAUGUGAAGAAAUCAGAUGUGGAGGUGCCAUCGUUGGGCGUAGGCGUGAGAGUGUACGAGCUCAUGCGGCUGCAGUGGUUUCUUCAAUUUCUCACACAGAUAAUGUAGUUGCAGAUGGAGCAAUUGGACAGCUGGAACGUGAGGAAGGGAAAGCCCUUCCAGGACUUACAUCCGAACAGUGGCAGACUCUUUUGACAGCUUUUGGUAAACCAUACUCUCCUACUAAUCGGAGUGUAUCCGGACCGGCACUCGAGGAGGCUGAUUGGAGCGGGUGAGCGGAGGAAUGGACUCUACUAUUUUCAAGACGUCUCUUGUGCUUUUAUUUUUGGUGUUCAGAAAAGAACUGAGACUGUGACUACCUGGCACCAGCGGUUGGGACAUCCUUCAUAAACUGUUAUGAAAUGGCUCAGACCUGUGAGUGGACAUCCUAGUAUUGUUACUCCGCCCUGUGAAAUUUGUUUUAGAGCUAAACAUGCUAGAGAUGCUUUUCCUCUUAGUGAUAGCAAAAGUACUCGUAUUUUUGAACUUAUACAUUGUGAUUUAUGGGGACCGUAUCAUACGCCCUCUUCUUGCGGCGCUAAAAGUUUCCUGACUAUUGUUGAUGAUUUCUC